GCUCCCUCCUCGCAGGGUUUCAGUCACUCGGACGAAGGCGGAGCGAGAGCACCGCCCCUCGAGUCCCUCUAACUGGCAUCGUGUGUGAAGUUUUUCCAACCAGUAACUGGCCGUAUCAUGAUGUGAGUGCGCUUUGACAGACGGAAUAUCUAUUCUGAGAAGUCCUAUAGACGAGAAACAGAACAGAGAAAGGCACACAAAGAAGACGAAGAGGAAGAGGACGCUCAGACAAUAAAGAUGGCAGGAGCAAAUAAGAGAACCACGGUCUGUCUGACGACUGUGGCCGUUGUGUUCAUCGUCGUGAUCAUCAUCUUGUGCGUUAUACCGAGGCCCUGCAGGAAGGGCGAGGCCUGCUAUGACGAGGGACAAUCGAAGAAUGCCGUUAUCUCCGGCGUCAUCACUGACACUAGCACCACCCAGACCUCAACCACUAGUACUGAAACCACGACAACUGAAACCACGUCAACUGAAACAAUUGUAGUUACUACGCCUGCGACCGUCAGCGAGACCACAUCUUCGACUACUUAUUCUUCCACUUCAACUUCUGUGUCCACGACAUCCUCUUCUGAAGCCAUGCCACCUGUGACCGAACCAUCGGUCACGGAAACCACUACCGAGACGUCGGACCUCGCUGAAACGACGCCUGUGACAAAGGCAGAUGAGAAUACAACCGAGGUUGUGACAGUAACAGAGACAACUGAGGCAAUAACGGACACAACAGCGGAGACAACGGAGGCUGAAACAACAAUGACAACUACUGAAGAGAUUCCAACAACCACAGAGGAAUAUACUUUCACCUACAUGGAAGGGAGGGACUGUAACACUACAGCUUGCAGACGUCUAGCGGCGCGCAUGCUCGACAUGAUGGACAAUGGGGAUAUCAGCCCCUGUACGGACUUCUACCAGUACUCGUGCGGCGGUGUGGUGGACAAUGGCUUCCUCAAACCCGAGAAUCCUCAGUAUUAUGUCGACAGAAUUAUCAGAGGAGAGCUUGCGUCAGUGCUUCCGGAUGACCCGGACUUAGGUGCUGCGAAGGUCUUCUUUGACGGCUGUCUGCGGACGAGCAACCAGGGCGUGUUAGAGCGACUGAGCGAUAGAUGAAGUGUUCUCGGCCCU
Messenger RNA from Penaeus vannamei (Pacific white shrimp), 1116 nucleotides. NCBI's taxonomy places the organism in Eukaryota, Metazoa, Arthropoda, Malacostraca, Decapoda, Penaeidae. The record is from RefSeq and is a predicted model, not a curated record.